AAGCGCGAAGCCGGCGCGGCCUGGGACGCAGAGCGACGCGCUCGGCCGUCGACCCCGAGCCUGGUGACCAGGCCCGAGCAAUCGGAGGCCGAACGCCGAGCAGGGCGGGGCGCAGCGCGGACCUGGGCGCGCACCUCGCAGGGCACCCCACCCAACCGCGCUCCCCGCCCGCUUCUCGGUCCUCCGAACCCCCGGAGCCUCAGAGCCUGCAAGCUGCAGCCCUGCUGGUUUGCAGCCUUCCGUGUCCCCACAGAGCCCUGGUCCCGUGGACGAGAAGCAGCAUCUCAAGCAGCCCCGUCGGCACACCUGAUUCGGAAGAACCCGGUUACCAGCGAGGUUCUUUCGUGGAGAUUGAGUCUGGAGAAGAUUUUGCAGAGACUUCACGCUAAACGCCGCAUCUGUCUCAGGAAGAAGUGCCCAGACCAGAGAUUUUUGUCAUAUGACUUCAUGACAAAUAGUGAAAUGUCAGGUUCUUCACCGUUUAAGAUGCGAUUAGUUCAUCUGGACCUUAAAGGAGCUCCACCAAAGGUCUCCUACCUCUCCGAGGUCUUUCCUUUGUUCCAUGCCCUGGGCGCCAAUGGGCUGCUCCUUGAGUAUGAAGACAUGUUUCCCUACGAGGGCCACCUGAGGCUGCUGAGGGCCAAGCACGCAUACAGCCCCCCUGAAAUCAAAGAGAUCCUGCAUCUGGCUACACUGAAUGAGCUAGAGGUCAUUCCAUUGGUGCAGACAUUUGGACACAUGGAGUUUGUGCUGAAGCAUGAGGCUCUCGCUCACCUCCGAGAAGUGGCACUUUUCCCUAACACCCUGAACCCCCACGAGGCAGAGUCCCUGGCUCUGGUGGGAGCCAUGAUCAGCCAGGUCAUGGAGCUGCACCCGGGCGCCCGGUGGCUCCACGUCGGCUGCGACGAGGUGUAUUACCUUGGAGAGGGUGAGACCUCAAGGCGGUGGCUGCAACAGGAACAUAACACCAAAGCAAGACUCUGUCUGUCCCACAUGAAGGCCGUGGCCUGCCAUGUGCUGGCCCGGCACCCCACUACAACGCCACUGGUGUGGGACGACAUGCUGCGGGCCAUCCCUGAGGACCAACUCUCAGCAUCAGGGGUGCCACAGCUGGUAGAGCCCGUGCUCUGGGACUACGGGGCCGAUCUGGACAUCCACGGCAAAGGCCUUCUCAUGGAAAAGUACCGGAAGUGUGGUUUUCUCCGGCUGUGGGCUGCCAGUGCCUUCAAGGGGGCCACGGGGGCGAGCCAGGCCCUGACCCCCAUCGAGCACCACCUCAGGAACAAUGUACAGUGGCUGCAGGUGGCAGCCAGCGUGCCUGCGGACAUGCUGCAGGGCAUCGUCCUGACCGGCUGGCAGAGGUAUGACCACUUCUCCGUCCUGUGCGAGUUGCUGCCUGUGGGAAUCCCGUCCCUGGCCAUCUGUCUGCAGUUGCUCCUACACGGAGGCUUUGUGGAAGACAUUAAAGCAAGAGUGGAGAACUUUCUCGGGAUCUCGAGCCUAGAAAUAACUGAUUUUACGAGCGAGGGGGCUGGCUCCUUCCCUGGCAGCGACAUCCUGGCCCUCAUCACACACGUCACCCUCCACCUGCGCAGCUCCGUGGAUGCACUGCUGGAGAGGGACAGCCCCCCUGAGGCCGAGCCGUUAGCCACAGUGGGUCUGCCUGUGCGGGUCUGCCCGCAGGUACGUGACCGGCUGGUUCAGCCCCUACCACCGCAGGCGGAAGCUCAUCCACCCGGUCAUGGUCCAGCACAUCCAGCCUCAGGCGCUCAGCCUCCUGGCCAGGUGGAGCACCUUGGUGCAGGAGCUGGAGGCCGCCCUGCAUCGUGUCUUCUACCCGGACGCUGUGGAAGAGUGGCUGGAGGAGAACGCGAGGCCCAGCUUGCGGCGGCUGCAGGCUUUGGUGCAGGACCUCAGGGAAGCAGCCGGCACUGGCCCCAGCCCGCACUCGGGUCAGGACCCCUGAGGGAAGGGGCUGAGCCUGAGCCGUCCGCUGGGGCAGCAGCCCUGUCCCGCCCAGCACCCAGACCACCGGCCACAGGCAGCACCCCCAGCGCAGAUGGUCAUCAUUGGAAGGACCAGUGGAAAACGCCCAGGAGGAGGCACACUGGGGCCUGCUGACUGGUCUGCGUGUGGAAUGUCAGUUCUUUUGAAAUAAAAGGAGAGUGAAAGCUAGAA
This is a messenger RNA of Suricata suricatta (meerkat), 2178 nucleotides long. It is a transcript of the gene HEXD, whose product is annotated as hexosaminidase D. Gene Ontology annotation, molecular function: hexosaminidase activity. The transcript has 15 exons. Gene Ontology annotation, biological process: carbohydrate metabolic process. The record is from RefSeq and is a predicted model, not a curated record. The coding region runs from base 448 to 2121 and encodes 557 amino acids. Lineage: Eukaryota; Metazoa; Chordata; Mammalia; Carnivora; Herpestidae.